Aethina tumida (small hive beetle) is the source of this 2974-nucleotide messenger RNA. RefSeq names its product high affinity cAMP-specific and IBMX-insensitive 3',5'-cyclic phosphodiesterase 8. The record is from RefSeq and is a predicted model, not a curated record. The coding region runs from base 105 to 2663 and encodes 852 amino acids. Gene Ontology annotation, biological process: regulation of DNA-templated transcription; signal transduction; positive regulation of ERK1 and ERK2 cascade. NCBI's taxonomy places the organism in Eukaryota, Metazoa, Arthropoda, Insecta, Coleoptera, Nitidulidae. The transcript has 15 exons. Gene Ontology annotation, molecular function: 3',5'-cyclic-nucleotide phosphodiesterase activity.
AUUAAAUCACAGACAUGUCUGUGUUCUAAAUUUUAGUCUUUAUUUCUUGUAAAAUGCGUUAAAUUCAACCCCGCCUAAUUUGGAGAGUUCAAAAUUUUUAGUAAAUGUCCGGCAGCGGAUUUGAGAACGACGGUGAAGAUUUAGAUUUGAUAUAUGAUCAAAUUCACGUUGUCCAAACUGCGACAUCGGACGAUUCGAUCUUAGAACAUGAUGUUCGUAUACAGGCAAAAAUUACUGCCCAAAUUUUAAUAAACUUUCCCCAAGUCACAAGAAAUAAAUCGAAAUUACAUUGGAAAACUGACAUGGAAAAUUCCACAGAGGAUGAGAGCAAAAAAAACAGAAAGAAAAAAAAGAUCACUGUUAGAGUUCCGGCUAAUAAAUUCCAGAGAACCCCGUUAGACACUAAAUAUGGCGUCAUUCAUCCUCCUGCAAAGCAACCAAUAAAAGUUCUCUUGGUGUUUGGUUUCGCAGAUCCAGUGGGUGAGACGUUCGCGAAGGCCAGUGAGAAUCUAUGUUUCGAUUCAACACUGACCGCCGCAGACACCGAAGCCCUAGAACAGUUCCAAGCCAAGUCCCAUGAUCUCGUCGUUAUAGACACGAAGCAGGUGAAGGGCAUUGAUCCAGGGACAUUAUGUCGGUCUAUCAGAAACACGAAAGGAAGCCAACACACAGUAAUUGUAGCGAUUGUGAAGAAAUCGUGCUUCGAAAAAGAUGAUAAGAUUAUUUCUCAACUUCUUGACGCUGGAUUCAAUAGGUGUAUUACAGAAUCCACCAACUUGGUAAACUGCAUCAAUGAGUUGCUAAUGCUGAAAAAUGCAGAUAUACGUGCAAAUAGCCAACAUGCCACAUGUCAGGCUUUAUACACCGCUCUGGACAAAUGCAAGGACCUUGUGGUUGUUACAGAUGAAAGCUACAGAUUUCAGUACAUGAACAGAGCAUGUGAAAAAUUGCUAGGGUAUCGUCAGGAAGAAGCGUUGGGCAAAUCUAUGCAGGAUCAGAUAGCACCUGAUACCAUGCAAGUGACCACAAUGGGUUCAUCUCUUUUACGCGCCAGAGAAUGGAGUGGCUCUUUGGUUUUGAAAAAGAAAAGUCAAGAAACAGUUACCACUUCCUGCAAAGCUGUUCCAUUCGCUAGUACGGGAAGAAUUCCCACCCACUUCGUGAUGGUGUUCGACACGAACUUUGCGGACACUGCAGGUCACAGGGAGUCAAGGGGAAGCGUACAUUCCAUACGACGGGGUUCGAAUGAGGUCAGGAGCGUGGCCAGCGAUUUUCUGAGGAGAAGUUCGUUGGCCAAGCUAAACGCGCUACCGUUGGAAGCGCCCAUUACGAAGAUUUUGACCUUUUUGGAACAAGCAAAGGACUACUCCCCUGGUAAUGCUCAAGUAAUCCAAAUUUUGGAGAAAAUCGAGGACACUCUUCGAACAUCGGAAUUGUACACAUCGCAAGUGAAGGAAGACCUGAAAAUGAAAGUGGAGGAACCCGUCGUAUCUGAUCUCAUAAGCGCUCUUCUUUCGAAUGCACACCCCUCUAUUAUUUCAUCAUCGAGAAGGAGCAGUAACGAUUCAGCAGUCUACAGACCGUCAAAAUCUGGAUUCAUAAGAGUACCAUCUCUCGUAAAAGAACUACUAGAGACAUCGCUAGCAUGGGACUUUGAUAUCUUUAAAUUGGAGGAACUUACAAAAAAACGACCAUUGCAACAUUUGGGCAUGAAUCUCUUCACACAUUUCGACGUAGCAUCAGCUCUUCAGUGUGAUGAAAAAACCCUCUUUAAUUGGUUAACUGUAAUGGAGGCUAAUUAUCAUUCAGAUAAUUCAUACCAUAAUUCUACGCACGCUGCUGACGUUAUGCAAGCUACUGCUGGAUUCUUGGAAAAGGAACGGAUGAAAAAUAUUUUGGAUCCUAUAGAUGAAGCUACAAGUCUUAUUGCUGCUGCUACUCACGAUGUGGACCAUCCUGGCAAAAGCAGUGCAUUCCUGUCUAACUCUGAUAAUAUCCUGGCGAUUUUGUAUAACGAUGUGACCGUCUUGGAGUCGCAUCACGCCGCCCUCACGUUUAAAUUAACAUUAGGUGACGAUAGGAUAAACAUAUUUAAAAAUUUAGAUAGGGAAGUAUAUAAAAUUGCGAGACACAAUGUUAUAGACAUGAUUUUGGCAACGGAAAUGACAAAACAUUUUGAACAUCUUGCCAAGUUCGUCAAUGUAUUCUGCGCCAGAGGAACUGAUCAGAAUGAAGGAGAAGACUUCUUCCCCCUUUCACUCCAAGAAAACAUGACGUUAGUUAAAAGAAUGAUGAUCAAGUGUUCGGAUGUAUCGAACCCCACAAGACCUCUGAGAUUAUGCGUCGAGUGGGCCCGAAGAAUAGCCGAGGAGUAUUUCCAACAGACUGAUGAAGAAAAAGCCAGAGGUUUACCCGUUGUAAUGCCGAUGUUCGACAGAAAUACUUGUUCCAUUCCUAAAUCUCAAAUUGGUUUCGUGGAUUAUAUUAUAAAUGACAUGUUUGAGGCUUGGAAUGCAUUCAUUGAUAUGCCGGAAUUGUUGACCCACAUGAGGCAAAACUACAUUCGAUGGAAGGAGUUUGACGAGCAGGGUCAUACAACACUUGCAGACAUUAGGAAACUGCAAAACACAGUACUUAUAACUAGAACUGCAAAAAGUGAUUGAUCCAAGUUAACACGUCAUAGUGUUGACGUUGGCGACUUAAAAUAUUAUCUACUCAGAAAACUGUGAAUGUGACUAACUGACUUGUGCAUAUCUUUCAUAUUUAUGGUACCUCAUCCACCCACCCACAUCUUUGUAUCUUUAAAUGUAUAUUUUAUGACGCAUGCUGGACGUGCCGUUUGAUUUUAAAUUAUUGUUUUAUUAUAUAUUUUUAAAAAUACGUGUUAUCACUGUUUUCUAUUUAUGAAAUACAUAUAUAAAUGUGCAACAUAAUAUUGUUCAUGUAUAUAAUAAAAAAUGUUUUUUAAAUGUAA